Molecule: messenger RNA, 5298 nt
Organism: Corticium candelabrum
Lineage: Eukaryota; Metazoa; Porifera; Homoscleromorpha; Homosclerophorida; Plakinidae
Exons: 17
Coding region: 1-4992 (1663 amino acids)
Biological process (GO): protein phosphorylation
Molecular function (GO): ATP binding; protein kinase activity
Source: RefSeq, a predicted model, not a curated record
AUGGAAUUUGGGCCUGGCUUUCGUUCCAAGUUCUAUCUUGUAGUUGGGGCGUCGUUCCUGUUUGAGGCGACUGUCACUACAAUAGCGGUUUACUAUGCUAAGCUGCUCGCUUUGCUGCUCUACGUCAUGUACGAUUUUCGAGUCUUUUCUUGGGAUUCGGUCGGUUGCAGGCUCUACUGGCGAUGGGAGAGCGAAAGUGGCGAGCAGAUCAAGAAGGAGGAAGACACCUGCUGUCAUCCGGACGAACGCAACGAGCAGACUGAAGAUUACGGUGCUAUUUGUAACGGACUAACACCCCUUUUCGUCAUUUCAUGUAAAGAUAUCAGAGAGUUAGGACGUGGUAAAGAUGAGUUGCAAAAGUUUCUACAGUCAGUCAUUUACAAGUGGGAACGGUUGGCAUCUCUCGUAGGAAAUCUAGAUUUGAAUACAAAUUCAAGUAUUGCAAUGUUGGAUGACAAUCUGCCACAGAUCAAGGACUUUAGUGAUUUACACAAGUUGCCCAAUCAACUACAUUGGGAUCUAACAACACAGCAGUACAAGUCAAAACAAUGUGUUAAUGGUCACAACAAACACGGCAGCAGCAACAAGAGUCAAGGAAACGGAGACAGCCAGAGACACGGAAAUGGGGGAAGAAAAUCACAAACUGUGUUUGGAUCAAAUAGAAAUGGCGGAUUAAGUGGCGAUGAUGGAGACAAGGACGACGAUGAUGAGAAACGGAGACGAGAGAAACAGAGAGUGACGUCAGAGUGGAUGCUUGGUGGUGACCAAAUGAGUAACGAGGAAGACGAGAGCGAGGAAGAUGACAGUCUCAAGAGCAUGACUACAAAGAAUGACCCUUUGCAUAUGAGCGGUUCUCCUGUGAACAUCAGGCUUAAAGGGAAACAGCACAAACAAAUGAGUCAUGCUUCAAGUGCUCCCUCAGUGAUGCCCAUUAUGAGAAGUAUGCCCGACUGUCAAGAGUACUUGUUGCAACAAAGUGUGGCUCGCUCACACCCACAUCAUGGGCUGUCACGAACAGUAUCAUUCUCUCAAUUGUCUCCUCGUUCAAGAGACAAGCGCAGGGAGAUGAAACGUACUGCGAUGUCGGAGUCAGCUCUUCGAGCUGUCGGAUCAGUUGAUAGUCGGGUGAUGACUAUGGAGUUGGCUUUUAAAUGCCAAGAUCGUUGUGGGUAUGAAGAGUGGAAGGCAUGUCAAGAAAGAGGCUGCAGAGAUACUCGAGAGCAGUUGGAACAUUAUCGAUGUUGUCGUCUACGAUAUCUCAGGAUAACUGUAGGUGUAGAGGAUUGCCGUCGCUGUACAGACUUUGUCUCCCUUAUAUGGACGCAUGCACAGAAAUGUGAACAAGGAGGGAAAUGUCGAGUGUUCAAAUGCCAUCAGUUGAAGAUGAGGAUGCAGGCUGCUAUGGCAGUACCAUAUACUACUGCGGCAACUCAGCCGCUGCCUUUAUCAUCCAGUCUACUUGCCACAUCAUCAGACUUUUCAUCAGGAGUUCCUUCCUUGCAAUCCGGUAAUGAAAUCCAUAGCCUUCCAGCCCACAAGGCCCAGAGUCAAGUUAGUUCAGUGAAAGAGAGAGCCCAGUUUUGGCCUGUUGAUGCUAUGCCUGCUGCUGCUCAGUGCAAGACGUCGGAUCACUACGUUAUGCCACAGCUCAAUGAAGAGACAAACGUUUCUCUGGCAAAUAUUCAGAAUGCUGUUGAUGUCGGUGGACGUGGAGAUUUCAAUGAAGAGUUGCCAACGGGAUUGCCCAUUAGUUUUGAAGAGGUUGCUUUGUCUGAUCGGACUCCUGCUGUUGAACACCUAUUGAAGUUGGGAGAGACAGACCUGCCAUCGUUGCAAAUUGACCGUGGAUUUUGCAACAUGCCUCCUGCCGAGGUGUUGCAGUCACCGACAUGUAUGUUGUCAGCAAGGGAAGAAACUGGGUGUGUAGUACUGUGGCCACUUAACACUGCAAUAUUAACACCAGUUGAUGGCCGAUAUGUCGCUCAAGAGCAUUUCAUAGAAAGUGUUCUACUUGGUCAGGGAGCCUUUGCAGACGUCUAUUUGUGUAUGGACAUUCCAAGCGAACAACUAUUUGCUGUCAAGAAACCAUUUAAUCCUGACACACUUAACCAACGUGAACUGAGCACUUGGGGCUCACUUGAUCAUCACAACUUUGUCCAGCUGUUUGGAGCUGUUCAGCAUAGCGGAAAGAUCUACUUGUUUCAAGAAUACGUAGAAGGUGGCAGUUUGUCAAGUCUCCUGCUUGAAAAUGAUGUUGUGUGUCCACUUCCGGAAAUUCAGGCUUUAGUUUACACGUUUCAGGUCUUGCAAGGACUUCACUACCUGCACGCCCAGAUGAAAAUUGUUCACAGAGACAUUAAACCGGAGAACAUCCUUGUGAAAGAAAACAACGUUAUCAAGAUAGCAGAUUUUGGGUUGGCUAUUCCAAUCAAUGAGAUUCCUUUUGAUGUUGAAAGAUCAUUUCAUCCGGCAGGCACUGACUGUUACAUGCCUCCUGAAGUAGCAAGAGGGGAGAUGUAUUAUUCGAAUCGUGAUGUGUGGAGUGUAGGAUGUGUGUUGUACAAGCUGUUGACCGGAAAGUCACCUCAUGAUCAUUUGCGUCAUAUGAAGUCGCUUAUAUUUGUGAUUGGUAGGAAUGAAAAUGGCCCAGAUAUUCCACCUGGAUGUUGUUGCGAGUCUGUGAUGAAGUUUUUUCGUGAUGUCUUUGUGAGAGCAACAGGCCGUCCAUCUGCAAUCCAACUUCUCACUCACGAGGCUUUUGUACGACCGUUCAAUUCACUUACUACUUCACCACUGCAGAGCCCAGAGCCACAAGUCACAUCAAUCACCGAAGCAACGUACACAUGUGAUCUUGUAAAUGUCAUGCAGCCACAAUCAACUGACCCAGUAGAAGCAACAGAUCCUUGGAAUGCACUUGACCCUGCAGCUGUCAUGCAGUCACAGCCAACUGGUCCAGUACAAGCAACAGAUGCUUUGAGUGAUGAAAGCAUUGAAAGUAACGAAAGAGAACUGAAACAGCCAAAUGAUGUUGAGAAGGUGGAUUCUAGUCGUGCAGCCGUGUUGUUAGGAGAAUCAAGGAGCAGACAAGAACUACCACUUGUCAGUGAUGUUGAGUCUAGAAGUGACGAUGUAUCACCUGCCACCAAUUCUGUGGGUAACCUAGAAGUCAGUCCCAUGUUGUUUACGUCACCUCAGUUAUCAAGUGAUCAAUCUGAAGCAAACAAAAUCGAGUUGCAAGCUGAGCAACUUGUUGAAAGUUUUCAUAAAGAAGUAGAUCCCAUUGUUGAGUCACCAUCUCAGUCAGUUACAAGCAUUGCACCGAGUGUCUCUGAUAGUGCGACUUCUGUGCAGUCAGUUACAAGCACUGCACCAAGUGGUUCUGGCACCAUAACUCCUUUCCAGUCAAUCACAGAUAAGUCAAUCAGGAAUGAAGUAGGUGCAGCUGCAGCCACUACAGAAGCCUCAAAUAGUGAGGAAAAUCACCAACAACAUAAUCAACAACCAACUGAGGAGACAGCAUGUCUACAAAAAUCUGAGAUGUAUGAGGAGAUAUCAACUGAACAACCGGCAAACGAUAACAAGACGUUUGGUAAAGGCAAACAAGCAAACUGGCAACAAGUAGAAGAGAAAUACCUUGGGAUGAAUGAAGAUGUACACAAAUUGAAUGAACCAAGUGACAAUCAGUCAGACGAGCUUGUGCGAGCCGAGUACUUUGCUCAAAAUCAACCACGUAGCCGUGAAUCGUCUCUGAGUAGUGCGUUUAGUCGUGAAGAUGCCGAAAGCCUACAAGAGUACAGCCGACAUUCAAUCAGCAAAGAUGGACGUCUCAUUCGUCGAACUAGCUCUCGACCACAUAGUCGAGUUUAUCAUCGCAGUCAGAGCUGUAACUUUUCGGUGUUAAGUGCUCCCCAUCAGAUAUUGCAACGUGUGUCAUCUUGUGAUCCUCAGCAAGGCAAUCAAGGGAGCGGCAUUCAGAGAUCUGGAGCACACGUAUCUGGUGUUCAGCAAUCGCAUAAUCAUUUGCCGCAGCAUGAUGAUGGUAGGGAGGUGUUUGGGCCGAGAGGUAACGAUAGUCCCAGCAACUACACGAACACAACUGGCAGCUUCGCCACUGCUCCUAACGCAUCAGAGGCAAUCGAAGAAGAGGUCAGUCCAGCAAUUGAAGAAAGCAGCCAAAUUGAGUCACAAACCUUUCGCAGGCAGAUUGGCCCUGGCCCCUUAUCUCCUGCUGAUGUACGAGAGGCUUUUACAGAUAAAGGUCAAAUGGAUGGAAAAGGUCGUGCCUUGGAAUCUGGGCAACAGCAAGAGACUGGCUCGUAUUGUGACUUCUCAAAUAUCAGUAACAAAGUGCUUGAAGACUUGCGCCAGCUGCCUGUAGGCAUGUCACAGCAAGGGAGAGCUGUUGUUGCCCCAGAAGCGGGAACCGAACCUACAGAAAUGGCAUUUGGAAGGGCAUCUGUAGUGGUUGGGGCAUCAAGUCGUUCGUCAAGUUCUGUUGUUAGCAGUUGUGCAACGGACAUUGAAUAUGGCAGGCAGAAACCAGGUCAACACGUAGAGUCAAAUGCAGCUGACAGAGGUGACAGUACACAGAGAUCUCAGAAACAGACAGUCCCAGCAAUUGAAUCCAGUCAUACCAAGACUAAAGCAGUUCAGCCAGACUAUAUUCAAAUAGAAGUGUUUGACAGCCAUUUGCCAACACAAGCAGUGUUUAAUUGCAAGUUACGAUCUCCGAUGUCAGCAAUAGAACUGGUCAAGUACUUAGAGGCAACAGUCAAAAGAAAGAUGCCCAAUGUUUGUUCAUUCACUCUUGGAUUAGUCGAAGAUAAAGCAAUCCAACCAUUGGACAAGAAACAUAUGUUCACAUUGGGCAUGAGCAUAAAAGUUGCGAUCGUUCCUGUCCUGGAGGGUGACUUUUCCUUCAACUUCUGGUUCCUGGACAGCAACGGAACCAUCCAGAACGAGCCAACAUCUCCAAUGGCAAGUGUGGUGUAAAUGGUUUCUACAGCAAUUAAUGAUUUUUGAUACACUGAUGGUCAUCUUGUUCAUGUUAUGGUGUAAAUGUAACUCAACCACAUAGACAUAUAUGUAUACCAUAUGUGGUUCAAUGGUUAUUCCAUUUUAUUGCCUUUAUAGCUCAUUUGCUGAUAGUGUUUUUAGAUAUUAGUUACUUUAUUUGCGACCUUUUGUUUUAUACAUUUAGCUACUAAAAUAUAGUGAGACCAACUGUACCAUUACGUACCACAUUGAUUGAUUAAAGUGUAUGCCUGUAGAGGCCUGUAUACCUCACAGGUGUGUAGA